This is a messenger RNA of Vicia villosa (hairy vetch), 825 nucleotides long. RefSeq lists its product as uncharacterized. The record is from RefSeq and is a predicted model, not a curated record. Lineage: Eukaryota; Viridiplantae; Streptophyta; Magnoliopsida; Fabales; Fabaceae. The transcript has a single exon. The coding region runs from base 1 to 825 and encodes 274 amino acids.
AUGAAAAUCCCUUCCCUCAAGCGUGCCCCAUCACCCAAACCUGAAACCAAAUCAAAACGCAGGCGACUUGUUAAGCAAUAUGCUCCAACUGAACCUUUAACAACAGGUAUUGAUUCUCCUAACUCUCCAAAUAGCCUGACCACAAAUUCUCCCAUUCCACUAUUUGUGGCUCUUCCAAACACUGCUGACCUAGAAUCUCCACAAAAGUCUUCACCAACUUCUCCUCAUGCCUCUAAAUCCGUAUCUCCAAACCCAAAGGAAACAGAUAAACAAUCUCCUGAAACCACACAAUGCAUUGACCUAACAUCUACAUCACCAAUCCUUGUAGAAUCCACACCACAAACGGUUGUCAUAUCUCAAGCUCCAGUUUCUCUUCAAACUGAAACUAUCUCAAAUGUUGAAAUUCAUUCAACUCUGGAGACUUCUGACACUGACAUGAUCAACAUUUUCGCUCUUGAAAACCUUCUUUCAAGUCCUCCUACUGCUUCAGCUCACCAACCACCCUCACCAAAAUCUCCACACACUCCUGCUUCCAAUCCAAACCCGGAUGCUCAGUUGUCCUCACUCAUAUCCAUACUUGAGGCUGAAUUAUUAACUCCACCUGCUUCAAAUCAGCAAACUUCAAUUAUUCCCCAUGUUGUCACCUACACUUCCCCUUCUAUGACAAUAGUUCCUGUCUCUACCAUCUCACCAUUGAAUUCACCAGAAUCCUAUAAAGAACCUUCUCCUCCAAGAGUUCAACUGACCUCCAUUAACCACACAGACUCUGAUGAUCUUACUGCUCAAAUAGAAGCCUUUUUUCAACAACCCCAUUCAACCACCUGA